This is a messenger RNA of Iphiclides podalirius (scarce swallowtail), 609 nucleotides long. NCBI's taxonomy places the organism in Eukaryota, Metazoa, Arthropoda, Insecta, Lepidoptera, Papilionidae. The record is from the annotation of a GenBank genome assembly.
AUGGACCUGCUCUGCGAGGAACGCGUCAGCCCCGGCAGCGACGGGGCGCCGCGGCCGGCCCCGGCGCCCCGGGCCGCCGCCUCCGACCCGGUGCUGCUGCGCCGCCGCGUGCUCGACAACCUGCUGCGCACCGAGGAGCGCUACGCGGUCACGGCCAACUACUUCGGCACGCUGCAGACAGAGAUCACGCCGCACAUGCGCCGCAUCGUCGCCGAGUGGAUGCUAGAGGUAUGCGAGGAUCAGAGCUGUCAGGAGGAGGUGUUCCCGUUGGCAAUAUCGUACUUGGACCGAUUCCUGAGCAUUUGCACUGUGGGAAAGAGCCAACUGCAACUGCUGGGCACGGCUUGUCUCCUGCUCGCCUCGAAGCUGAGGGAGCCCGGCUCCCGCGGCCUGCCAGCCGAGCUUUUGGUCUUCUACACAGCUAACAGCAUCACACUCGCCGACCUCUGCGAAACAGCUGAUCACAUUAAUCAUACAGUUUCAUGCACUUUUUGCAUUGUAUUCCGCGCAAGCGCUCUCGUGUCGUUCACUCCGUCGAUUUCUAGCGACGUCGGCCGCCGUCUGAGCAUCCGCGAGAUUGGAAUUCUAGAUUUGCGACGGUACAUUAAU